GGUCUCAUUGCUGCUCUCAUUGCUGGUCUCAUUGUUUCAGGAGCAGUGAUUGUUUCUACUAUAUCUCAGAGACCUCGCAGGAAGAGAGAGGAGAGCAAUGUGACCUUGCAGACUGAACCUCCAAAUGACAUGGAGGGAGGGGCUGUGACCACUCAGGAGAAUGAACCUCUGCUUGUUGUCAUCCAGAAUGGGGCUGGGGCCAUUGUAGAAUAUGGACCGGAUCACAACCAAGCAAGUCCAAGUACUUGACAGAUCAGAAAGAGAAUGCAGAGCAUGAAGGUUUGA
Staurois parvus is the source of this 285-nucleotide messenger RNA. The record is from the annotation of a GenBank genome assembly. NCBI's taxonomy places the organism in Eukaryota, Metazoa, Chordata, Amphibia, Anura, Ranidae.